Molecule: messenger RNA, 2602 nt
Organism: Numida meleagris (helmeted guineafowl)
Lineage: Eukaryota; Metazoa; Chordata; Aves; Galliformes; Numididae
Gene: REL
Product: REL proto-oncogene, NF-kB subunit
Exons: 10
Coding region: 317-2113 (598 amino acids)
Biological process (GO): response to cytokine; inflammatory response; regulation of transcription by RNA polymerase II
Cellular component (GO): cytoplasm
Molecular function (GO): RNA polymerase II cis-regulatory region sequence-specific DNA binding; DNA-binding transcription factor activity, RNA polymerase II-specific
Source: RefSeq, a predicted model, not a curated record
GCCUGCAGUUCACAGUCUGAAAUCGAGCAGAGCAGGCUGGACCGAAGGAAGGAAAGGAAAGGAAAGGAAAAGUGCGGCUGUUCGUAACCGCCGUUCCAGCCCUCGGCUCGCAGCCGAGUUCCACCGCGCCCGGGCUGUGCCGCUGUCCCGCGCAGGCCCAGGCGCUGCGGGGGCGGGCGGGGGGCGGGCCGCGCGAGAUCGGGAAAUUCCCCUCCGAGUAGGGCGGCGAGCCUGGGUUGAAUCCGUUCGUGUGAGGCGCGGGCCCGGAGGGCAGUCCGCGGCGGCAGGGCCCGAGCGGCGGCGCGGAGCUGUCAGCAUGGCGGGUAUCUCAGAGCCCUACAUUGAAAUAUUCGAACAACCCAGGCAAAGGGGCAUGCGUUUCAGAUACAAAUGUGAAGGAAGAUCAGCAGGCAGCAUUCCAGGAGAACACAGUACUGACAACAACAAGACGUUCCCAUCUAUACAGAUUCUGAACUAUUUUGGAAAAGUCAAAAUAAGAACUACGCUGGUAACGAAGAAUGAACCCUACAAGCCACACCCUCAUGAUCUAGUUGGAAAAGACUGCAGAGAUGGCUACUAUGAAGCAGAGUUUGGGCCCGAACGGCGAGUCCUGUCUUUUCAGAAUUUGGGAAUUCAAUGUGUGAAGAAGAAAGACCUGAAAGAAUCAAUUUCUUUACGAAUCUCAAAGAAGAUCAACCCCUUUAAUGUGCCUGAAGAACAGCUGCACAACAUCGAUGAGUACGAUCUCAACGUCGUCCGCCUCUGUUUCCAAGCUUUCCUCCCUGAUGAACAUGGCAACUACACAUUAGCUCUUCCUCCUUUGAUUUCCAACCCCAUCUAUGACAACAGAGCUCCCAACACAGCAGAACUGAGGAUUUGCCGCGUGAAUAAGAACUGUGGAAGCGUAAAGGGAGGAGACGAAAUUUUUCUCCUGUGCGACAAAGUUCAGAAAGAUGACAUAGAAGUCAGAUUUGUCUUGGACAACUGGGAGGCGAAAGGCUCCUUCUCCCAAGCUGACGUUCAUCGCCAAGUCGCAAUCGUGUUCAGAACGCCGCCGUUCCUCAGAGACAUCACGGAACCCAUCACGGUGAAGAUGCAGCUACGAAGACCUUCGGACCAGGAAGUCAGCGAGCCAAUGGAUUUCAGAUACCUACCAGAUGAAAAGGAUCCAUAUGGUAACAAAGCAAAAAGGCAAAGAUCAACGCUGGCUUGGCAAAAGCUCAUACAGGACUGUGGAUCAGCUGUGACAGAGAGGCCAAAAACUGCUCCUAUCUCCACUGUCAACCCUGAAGGAAAGCUGAUUAAGAAAGAACCAAAUAUAUUUUCACCUCCACUGAUGCUGCCUGGGCUAGGAACGCUGGGCAGCUCCAGUCAGAUGUACCCUGCAUCCAGCCAGAUGACCUCCCAGCCUGCACAGCUUGGCCCUGGGAAGCAGGACACGCUCCCUUCCUGCUGGCAGCAGCUGUACAGCUCCUCUUCAACCAGCAGCCUGCUCGGCGUGCACCCCCACAACAGCUUCACAGCAGAGAUGCCUCAGCCCAAUGCUCAGGGCAGCAGCUCUCUCCCAGCUUUCCACGACAACCCACUGAACUGGCCUGACGAGAAGGAUUCCGGUUUCUACAGGAAUUUCGGCAGCACGAACGGGAUGGGAGCACCGAUGGCGUCAGCUGCAGACAUGCAGAGCGCUUCCAGUAACAGCAUCGUGCACGCCGCUCAUCCGGGCAGUGCCGCCACAGCCAGCAUCGUGAACAUGGAGACCAAUGACAUGAACUGCGCCGGUCUCAACUUCGAAAAGUAUACUCAGGUGUUAAAUGUAAGCAACCACAGGCAGCAGCUCCACCACCAGCUGCCUGCAGCGUGUCCGCCCCUGACAGGCGCUGGCAGUGCUUCCUUCAGUUCACAACCAAAUUCGGCCGAUCCAGCCAUUUACGGCAGCUUUCUAGAACAGGAAGUUUUAAGCGAUUCGAGACUAUCAGCCAACCCUCUCCAGAACCAUCAGAACAGCCUUACCCUUCCAGAUAACCAGUUCUAUGACGCCGAUGGUGUCCACGCCGAUGAGCUCUAUCAGUCUUUCCAGUUAGAUACAAACAUACUACAAAGCUAUAACCAUUGAGCCAGCUCUAGGCUGAGGUAGGCACAUAGUUACUCCUUGGAAAAGCUCUAACUCACCCUUCUGCUGGAUUCCCUGCUUUUUCUUUCAGAAUGCUACUAUGCAAAUCUCGUGGUAUAACUUAUAGUUCUGUAUAUAUCCAUCAGCCCAAAGACUGGUGCCCAUGGAGUAGCAUUUGGGGUGCUGUACCUUCACAGCUGCUCUCAAACAUUUUUAUAGUGUCGGAAAAGGGAAUUACGGAUACUUAAAGCAUGGGGGACAAAAGCUGGUAUCUUCAGAAGGGUCAAAUCUCCAAUAAUUCACAGGGUUAAUAUUGUCUGGAAAUAAAACGUUUUGCUAUGGAAAUUAAAUUAACAUUUCGAAAGGACAAACUAGAAAAAAAACUGCACGUGGGCACUCUAGUUCAGACUCACCUACCAUUAAUUCAACUUGCUUGAACGGUUCAGGUUUCUCAUACCCUCUUUCACAUAAAAUAUUUUUCUCCUGAAACAA